AUUUAUGUUUAGUAAAAUAAAAAAAGAAUAUAUAUAUAUAUAUAAUAAUGAUUUAUAAAGUUUACUUUUUUAUCUACCAGAGUACUACAUAGAUGCACUAGAGUUCUGUAAUAUUCAAUCCAUAGUCCAUUCUAUGUAUCGAUGCAAUACUCUUUGGAAAUGACAGAUAUUUUCUCUUUGUUAUUACUAGUAUCAAGUUGAUAGAAGUACAAGUCGUUUCUUCUGAGAACAGUUAAUCAUUUCCAUAUAUAGAAAAUUAGGGCACAUUAAGGCUUCAAAAAUCAUUUAUCAUGGUCCGUGUAAUAAGUCAAGAAACUUAUGAUGAAGCUGUUAAUGAAAAUAUUGAAGUAUUUUCUAUGUCACCCGAAGAAGCUAUUCAAGAAACUGUAAAACAAUUUGAAUCACAGGGUGUGGAUUUAAGCAAUGUUAUUAAAGAUUUAAUAAUAACACAGGACCAUGAUUUAAUAUUGACUUACCUAGAACAACUCAGAACAGCUAUGACAAAAAAACAUUAUGAAAGAAUUCCUCAGAUUCUUGAUAAGCUUACUAUUGAAUUGGACAAGGAUAUUGCUCGUAGAGUGUAUGCUGGAAAACAAGGAUGUUAUGGUGUUUUACUUAACAUUAUGAAAAAUUGUGAAUAUGAUACAUUGAUACUUAGAUCUACUCUUAAAACAAUUACCUCGUUAAUGACCGGUAAUCCAGAUUUAUUGGAUGACAAAGGUGUUUCUAUUCAAAUGGAAAUCUUGGAUAAGCAGAGGGACAAAUUGGUAUUGCAAUGUUUGUUACGUUGGAUAAGAGAAUGUUGUAUAAAACACGAAGCUAAUAGACAAAACAUAUUCAACGCACAUAUCUUUAAGAGACUUAAGAAAAUAUUAACUCGAGAUGAUGCAACAGCAUCCGAAGUACGAGAUGCAUGUUCUGUACUUAGAGCACUUGUAUUAGACGAUGAUAUAAGACACGAAUAUGGAAAAGCACACGAACAUGCAACGGUUAUUGCAAGGGGUGCAUUGGAUGUACUUACUGGAUUAUUGUCCAAAUUCAAAAACGAGAAAGCUGUAAUGGGUGACAUUAUGAUCACGCUUGCAUCAUUGAUCGUAAGAAAUGAAUUCUGUCAGGACGUUACGGAUGCUGGUGGUUUAAAAUUUGUAUUAGAUGUUAUCAUUAAUUAUCCUGAUUCAGAGAAAUUAAAUUGGCAAGCAUUGAAAUUAUUAAAAGCUCUCGCUGGUAAUGAUAAUGUUAAAUCGCAAAUAGUUAUGGCAGGAAGUGCACCUUUGAUUGUUUCUGUGAUCAGUAGGUUUAAGAAAUCUGAAUCAAUUGUUUCCGCUGGACUCGCAUGCAUCUCUGCAUUAACAUUAAGAAGUUCAUCCAAUGCAGGAGUAUUUUACGAUUGUGGAUCAGUGAGCAUAAUUAUUGAUGCUAUGAAAAGCUAUCCUAAAAGUAUUAACGUUUUGAAACAAGCAGCUUGGACAAUAAGAAAUAUGUCUGUAAGAAACAAAAUGGAAUGCCACGAAUUUAUUGGUUACGGUGUUGAAGAUAUAUUAAAAAGUGCUCUUACGAUGCAUGGGCCUAAAUUAGAAAAUGAUAUUAAAGCUGCCUUAAGAGAUUUAGGAUUAAAGGUUGAAUUAAAAGAAAGGUGGACUGGCAAGGGUGCCAAGUUGAAUAGCGAAGCAGAUAAACAACCUGUAUAUGAAUGAAAAAAAUGAUCUUAGAAGAGAUUUUGAAAAAGGUUGUAAUAACAAUUUAACAUUUGAAAUUAUUAUGUUCGUUAAAACUUAAUAUUUACUAACAAUAGUAUAUUUAAUAUGACUGACUCAGAAACUUGAAUAUUUUGCAUUUACGCAAUUUUUAUGUCGAUACUAUCAUUUGUAUAUUUUCUUAUUUUAACAUAUCCUUUUUAACUACACUUGUAUAUUAUAUUAAUAAAUAAU
Molecule: messenger RNA, 1928 nt
Organism: Polistes dominula (European paper wasp)
Lineage: Eukaryota; Metazoa; Arthropoda; Insecta; Hymenoptera; Vespidae
Product: armadillo repeat-containing protein 6 homolog
Biological process (GO): hematopoietic progenitor cell differentiation
Molecular function (GO): protein binding
Source: RefSeq, a predicted model, not a curated record